Molecule: messenger RNA, 1383 nt
Organism: Acanthosepion pharaonis
Lineage: Eukaryota; Metazoa; Mollusca; Cephalopoda; Sepiida; Sepiidae
Source: the annotation of a GenBank genome assembly
AUGUUGAAUUUACAUGCCAAGCAGGUACGUGUCCGCUUAUCCCGGCGAGGCAAGUGUAUUCUCUCGCUACAAAAUGGAUAUGUAAUUCCUCUUAUUAGAAUUUCUUCUUCUUUUUUUAAAUUAUUUGCUUCUUUUUUUUUUUGUCUUCUUCCUGAAUUUUCUUUUCUUUUUUUUUUCUUUUUCUUCUACUUUUUCUUUUGUUUUUUCUUCUAUUCUUUUUUCUGCUUCUCCUCCUCUUUUUUUCUUUUUUUCUUUUUCUUUUGUUUUUGUUUUUUCUUUGUUUUCUUUUUUCUUCUGCUUUUUUCUUUUCUUUUUAUUUUUCUGCUUUUUCUUGUUUUUUCUUUUCCUUUUUUCUUUUUCUCUGCUUUUUCUUUUCCUUUUUCUGCUUUUUUCUUUUCUUUUUUGAUUUUUCUUUUGCUUUUUUCUUUUCUUUUUAUUUUUCUGCUUUUUCUUUUUUUUUUUUCUUUUUUCUGCUUUUUCUUUUCUUUUUUCUGCUUUUCCUUUUUUUUCUUUUGUUUUCUUCGUUUGUUUCUUCUUUCUACUUUUUCUUUUCUUUUCUUUUUUCUACUUUUUUGUUUUCCUUUUUCUCUGCUUUUUCUUUUCCUUUUUCUGCUUUUUCUUUUGCUUUUUUCUUUUCUUUUUCUUUUUCUUUUUUCUUUUUUUCUUUUCCUUUUUUUCUGCUUUUCCCUUGUUUUUUUUUCUUCUUUUCCUUCCGCUUUUUAUUCUACUUUUUCUUUUGUUUUUUUUUUCUUCGUUUGUUUGUUCUUUCUACUUUUUCAUUCAUCUUUUAUUUUUCUUUUGAUUUUUCUCCUACUUAUUCGCUCGUUUUCUUUUUGUUUUGUUUUUUUCAUGUCUGCUUUUUCACUUGAUUUUCAUUUUCUUUUGUUUUCCAUUUUGAUUUUUCUUAUCCUUCUUUUAUUUUUCUUCUUUUUCGUUUGUUAUUUUUUUCUUUUUCUUCAUCUCUUCUUUUUUCUUUCUUUUUCUUUAGCCUCUUACCUCAUUUUUUUCUUCUUUUUGUCGCUCUUUUUGUGUUUUUUCUUUUGCUUGUUUUGCUUUUUUUCGUUUUUUUUUCUUUCUUUAUUCACUUCUUUUUCUUUUUCUUUAUCUUUUCUACUUUUCGCAUCAUUCUUUUUUUUUUUUCGAUUUCUUCUUUACUCUCUUUUCUUAUUUUUUGGAUUGUUCUUCUUUUUCAUUUUCUUUUCCUUUUUCUUCUCUUUUUAUUUUUUUCUUCUUUUUCCUUUUGUUUCUUUUUCCUUCUUUUUUCGUCUUAUUCAUUCUCUUCUUCCUUCUUCACUUCCCCGUCUUUCUCAUUUUCGUUCUUUCUUCAUCGCUUUUCCAUUUCACCUUUUCUUUCGAAAUUCUUCAUUAUCUUCAUUCGUCUAA